This is a messenger RNA of Postia placenta MAD-698-R-SB12, 453 nucleotides long. RefSeq lists its product as hypothetical. The record is from RefSeq and is a predicted model, not a curated record. Lineage: Eukaryota; Fungi; Basidiomycota; Agaricomycetes; Polyporales; Adustoporiaceae. Gene Ontology annotation, molecular function: catalytic activity. The transcript has 5 exons. The annotation marks the transcript as partial.
AAAAACUGUAUCUUUUGCAAUGUAUCGGUCCAAAACGGCUUUGAUGUUGUGUGGGAGAAUAACGACUUCAUAGCGUUUCGAGACCACAAUCCGUCCGCGGCUCAUCAUUUCCAAAUGAUCACAAAGCGACACAUAGACAGCGUGAAAUCCUUGUGCAAGGAUGAUGUCGACGUUGUUGGACAGAUGCAUGACAUUGGGCAUCGUAUUUUGGAGGAGCUAGACGUGUCCCCUACUCUACGCUGUUUGGGCUUUCACAUACCGCCCUUUAACUCGGUAAUGCACCUGCACAUGCAUGUCCAGGCGCUUCCGUAUCGUUCCGUGGUCCGGGCUCUCAAAUAUCCUGUUGUGUCCGGUAGGGGCGGGCUCGAGAAGGGGUUUAGUUGGUUCGUGACUGCGGAUCAAUCAAUUCGUAUCCUAGACAAAGGGCGUCGCGUAGGUGUGCUUCCUUGCUAG